This is a messenger RNA of Telopea speciosissima, 4850 nucleotides long. RefSeq lists its product as uncharacterized. The coding region runs from base 1 to 4704 and encodes 1567 amino acids. The transcript is spliced from 4 exons. The record is from RefSeq and is a predicted model, not a curated record. NCBI's taxonomy places the organism in Eukaryota, Viridiplantae, Streptophyta, Magnoliopsida, Proteales, Proteaceae.
AUGGACUUCCGGACUUAUAGCCGGAAUUAUGGAAUUUAUUUCACGCUUCUGGCGAGCUUAACCUUCCAAAUCAUCCUUACCCUCUUUGGAAGCUUCCGGAAGCGCUACUCAAAGAUAUGGCUCACCUUCAUCCUUUGGUCUGCUUAUCAGUUAUCUGAUGUUGCAGCAACCACUGGGCUUGGUAUAAUAACCAGCUACCCAAGUGAUAAAUUGGACGAAAUCGUUCCAAUUUGGUCUUCAUUCCUUCUAUUACAUCUUGGUGGCCCUGAUAGUAUCACUGCUCUCUCCUUAAUAGACAAUGAGCUCUGCUUUAGACACUCCAUCCAGCUUCUCUACCGAGUUGGAGUUGCUUUUUACAUCCAUUUUAAAGUAUUCCUCGUCGUCAAAGAUGGAGAAGUUGGAAGGCCAUGGUUUGCAAUUCUCGUAUGGAUGUUGUUAGCUGGAAUCUCCAAGUAUGGGGAGAAGACAUGGGUUCUUCACUCUGCAAACAUGUCUAGUCUUAGAGAUUCCAUGCUUCCUCCUCUUAAUUCAGGGCCAAUUCUAUUAGUCCCUGGAGAUGAUGGUGAUCACCAUUAUCCUUCCAGUAGGGUUGUGGUGGCACCAGAACCGGCGGCACCUGCACCGACACCGGGCGAUUCUGGUAAGGCAAUAUUGUUGCGAGGGUACCAAUAUUUCUGCAGCUUCAAGUGCCUCUUUGUGGAUCUGAAGGUCCCUUCUUCAAGUAUUGUUGUUGAGGCCAAGGAAUUCUUCUCACAAUGUGACACCUCUUUCAAAGAUGCCUUCCAAGUGAUUGAUGUGGAGCUCAGGUUCGUGUACGAUAUGCUCUUCACCAAAGCCCUUAUGGGUCGUUCUUGGCUAGCCUGCAAUUUACGAUUCCUUAGAUAUUCUGCACUUCUCUAUACCUUAAUAGUGUUCUUUCGCAUUGGUGAGCUUGAUAUGUCAAAAAAGAAAAAUUGGGAUUAUGAUGAAACAAAAUUCCUCAACUCUUUAGUAGCCUUUCUUUUCUUUAGUUGGGCUCUUGUUCAAGAAACCUAUGAAAUCAUUCAAAUGCUUCUAUCAGAAUGGACUGUUGUCUGGCUGAAUAAUCACAAACUCCACCGGCUUUCGAUGAUCAUUUUGAAUCUCACCCUCUCCUGUAGAUUUCUUGUUUCUAAACUCAUCAACAGAUGUGGAGCAGGGGAAGUAGCAGCUUCUGAGACAACAACAAGAAAUUCAUGGUGGUAUAACAACAUCAUGUCUCAAUAUAAUCUAUUGAGCUUUUGCUUCAACGACGAGCCAACCAUGUUCAAAAGAAUCCUACAUCUUUCUUCUUGGGGGAAAUCAAUUCAUGAGAUGAUACAAACCAGCUGGAACACAACUUGCAUUGAUGUCUCCAACGACAUUAAAGAUUUCAUCUACCAACAAUUUAAAGAAAGGGUAAUUCAGACAUCUGAUGAUGAAGAAUUCAAAAGUGCAGAAUUUCGCAAUCCCAGAGGCAAAUGGGCAAUGAAAGUGAAUAAAUGUUCAGAAGAUCUCGAUUGGAGUGUUGAUGUUGAGUUUGAUCAAAGCAUUCUUAUCUGGCAUGUUGCAACAGAUCUCUGUUACUAUUAUGAUGAUCUUGAAUCAAUCAAACGCCAAGCUACACCUCUUUGUCAUCAAGUUGAAGUGAGUAAGGCUUUAUCUCAUUACCUAUUAUAUCUUCUUCUCGUUCUCCCUUUUAUGUUGAACGAUAAAAUUGGAAAGAUUAGGUUUCAAGACACAUGUGCCGCAGUUAAAAAAUUAUUUGAACAUAUGCCCAAGGAUGGAAGAGAAAAGAAAAACAAGUUUUUUUGUUUCAUUCUUGGGAGGAAGAAACCAUCACUCAAUGAAAAACAAACACAAGAUUACAUUAAGAGGAUGGUUACGUCGGAUCUUGAAGUUCUGAGAAGAGACACUGAAGAGGAUGAAAGCAAAUCUGUGCUAUUGGAAGCACAUAAGCUUGCAAAAUUGCUAACAUCAUUUGCAAAAGAAAAGAGAUGGAAGAUCAUAAGUGGUGUGUGGGUGGAGAUGUUGUCAUAUGCUGCAAGCAAUUGUAGUGGGAAGCACCAUGCUGAACGACUUUGUGAUAAUGGAGAGUUUCUCACUAAAAUUUGGCUUUUGAUGGCUCAUCUUGGUAUGAUAGAGUAUAAAUUUUCACUUCCGGAAGGAAGAACACCCCAGAUGGCCCCCUACGGAGAGGGUAACCUUGAUGGAACCCAGGUUGGUGUUCUCUGCAUAGAAGCUCAUCAAUACGGUGGUGGUGGUGGUGGUGUUGUCUCUGAUAUCGACUUCGCAGUAAUCAAGGUAGAUGAUUGGUGUGGAAGGAAGCAGGCUGAGCCCAAAGAAGAGAGCGGUGAGGAUCAGGGUGAAGGUGAAGCCCAGGCAACACCGACGGCAGCUGCUCUUCAACUUAGAUUGUCCGAUGUUGCAGCCACGACCAGCCUUGGGAUAGUAACAAGCUUCAGUAGCUAUGACCUGGACGAGAUCGCCCCAAUCUGGUCGUCUUUCCUUCUAUUGCAUCUCGGAGGCCCUGAUAGUAUCACGGCCAUAUCUUUAGUAGACAAUGACAUCUACUUUAGACACUCUAUUCAACUCCUCUACAGAGCUGGAGUUGCUGUCUACAUCCAUUUUAAACUAUUCCUCGUCAGAGCUGAAAAACUUGGAGGGGAUUCCUGGUUUGCAGUUCUGACAUGGAUGUUGUUGGCCGGAAUAUCAAAGUACGGGGAGAGGACAUGGGCUCUUCACUCGGCAAACAUGGCUAAUCUUAGAAAUUCCAUGCUUCCUCCUCCUAAUUCAGGGUCACCAAUAAUUGAUCUAUUACUAGCAGUAGUCCCUAAUGAUCAUAAUGAUGAUGUUGGUGAUCAUCCUCAUCCUGAUCAGUUCAUUCCCAUGGAUGAAUAUGCUUCCGGGAUAGUGGCGGCAUCGCCAACCCCACCGCCACCGCCACCGCCACCGGGUGAUGAUGGGACAUUAUUAAUGAAAGGCCAUUUAGAUUCAGGGUCAAUUCCAUUAGUCUCUGAUGAUGGUGAUGCUUCUGGGGUGGUGGCGGGGGCACCAGCGACGGCGACGGCAAUGGCAACGGCAACGACGACGACAGCAUCGAAACUGACACCUGCACCGAUACCACCGUACGAUGGGACAUUAUUAAAAGACCAAUUGGAUCAUGGUAAGGCAAUAUUGUUGAGAGGCUACCAAUAUUUCUGCAGUUUCAAGUGCCUCUUUGUGGAUCUCAGCAUUAAUGUCGUCCCCAGCUGCUCUAGUAAUAAUGUUAUUGACACCCACAGAUUCUUCUUACAAUGUCCUUGCCAAGUUGCCUUCCAACUAAUUGACGUGGAGCUCAGGUUCGUCUACGAUAUGUUCUUCACCAAAGCCCUUAUGGUUCGUACUUGCCUAGUCUGCAAUUUACGAUUCCUUAGAUAUUCCGCCCUUCUUUAUACCUUAAUAGUGUUAAGUCGCAGUGGUGAGCUUGAUAGGGUAGAAAAUUUCAUCACCUCCUCCUUAGUAGCCAAACUUUUCUUUAGUUGGGCUCUUAUUCAAGAAACGUAUGAAAUCAUUCAAAUGCUUCUAUCGGAAUGGACUGUUGUCUGGCUGAAUAAUCACAACCUCAACCGGCUUUCAACCAUAAUUUUGAAAUUCAUCCUCUCCUAUCGAUUACUUGGUUCUAAGCUCACCAGCAUAUGUGGAAUGGGCAGGGGAGUAGCUAAUUCUGAGACGACAACAACAAGUUAUACAUGGUGCUUCAACAACAUCAUGGCUCAAUAUAAUCUAUUGAGCUUUUGCUUCAAAGACGACCAGCAAACAAUUUUCAAAACAAUCCUACAUCUUUCUUCUUGGGGGAAAUCAAUUCAUGAGUGGGUAGCAAUCAGCAGGAACACAACUUCCAUGCAUGUCUCCGAUAACAUUAAGGAUUUCAUCUACCACCAAUUUAAAGAAAGGGUAAUUAUUCAGACAUCUGAAUCUGAUGAUGAAGAAUUCAAAAAAAGUGAAACAGAUCAAUUUCGCAAUCCCAGAGGCAAAUUGGUAAUGAAGAUGAUGGAUAAAUGCUCGGAACACAAUUAUCUGGAAGAACUCGGUUGGAGUAUUGAUGUUGAAUUUGAUGAAAGCAUUCUUAUCUGGCAUGUCGCAACGGAUCUCUGUUACUAUUCUGAUGAUCUUGAUCCAAACGAAUGCCAAGCACCAACCUUUGGUCAUCAAGUUAAAGUGAGUAAGGCUUUAUCUGAAUAUCUAUUAUAUCUUCUUCUCAUUCUCCCUUUUAUGUUGAACAAUAAAAUUGGAAAGAUUAGGUUUCAAGACACAUCUGCUGCAGUUAAAAAAUUGUUUGAUCAUGUGCCCAAGGAUAAAAGAGAAAAGAAAAGCAAUAAGCUUUUUUCUUUCAUUCUUCAGAGGAAGAAGAAAUCAUCACUUGUUGAAAAACAAACAAAAGAUUACAUUAAGAGGUUCCUUAGGUUGGAUACCCAAGUUUUGAUGAGUGAUACUAAAGCAGAUGGAAGCAAAUCUGUGCUACUGGAAGCACAUAAGCUUGCAAAAUUGCUGAAAUCAUUUGAAAAGGAAGAAAGAUGGAAGAUCAUAAGUGGUGUGUGGGUGGAGAUGCUGUCCUAUGCUGCAAGCAAUUGUACUGGGAAACACCAUGCCCAACGACUUUCUGAUGGUGGAGAGUUUCUCACCAAAAUUUGGCUUUUGAUGGCUCAUCUUGGUAUGGUAGAGUAGUUUAGUCUUUGGUAUUUCUUUGUGGAAUUAAUUCAGUUAUUGUUAAUUUACUUCUAUAUAUACAGUAGUGAUUGAUCGUUUCUAGUGUUACUAGUACACUCCAUCUAAUUAAAUGGCUAUCCAUGUAUCUUCUAUGAAUAAAUGGG